Molecule: messenger RNA, 785 nt
Organism: Teleopsis dalmanni
Lineage: Eukaryota; Metazoa; Arthropoda; Insecta; Diptera; Diopsidae
Exons: 2
Coding region: 64-735 (223 amino acids)
Source: RefSeq, a predicted model, not a curated record
ACUUUUCAGCAGUUAUUCAGUUGUAGCUCUUAAAGACGUAGACAGUCCAAAUUAUAUUAAAAAAUGCAAACACGGCUUAUAGUGUUGGGUUUAGCAAUUGCUCUAUUGCAUAGUUGCCACGCUUCUCCAGAAACAAAUGAUAUCUCAUCAGAAGAGUCCUACAAACAUAUUAUGAAUAAAACAGAAAAAUUAAUCGAAAUCAGCGGAACCACUUUUGGUCGCUGGAUUGAAAUGACGUUAACAAGUCCAAAAGAAAUGUUUGAAAAGGUAUUUGAGGAUGUGCACGGAUUAGACUUAGAGAAAGAACCAUUGCAUACAUAUAUAAAAGAAAUGCACGAUUACGUGGAGCUCAUGCAUAAGAUGGCGGAAUAUCGUGAAUUCAAAAAUACUACAAAAGAGGAAAAUAUUGCCCUACUUCACGAAAUUUAUAAACAACUUAACAUUGUUCUUGAAAGGCCGAAUACUGCUGCUAUGGAAAAGCCUAAAAUUGAGGACUUUAUUAUUGAAAUAUCUUUAACUAAAAAUGGAUGGGAUGAAUUCAAAAAAGAGGAAGAGAUUAUGUGGAAAGACUUGAAUAAACAAAUUGAAGCAAUUGUGGCAGAUGUUAGUGAAGAGGAUAAAGCUGCGGAAGAAACGCUACUCAACUGGCAUGCAGAAUACGAAAAGGUGAAAGAUCUUCCAACACAGCUUUUUCUUCUUAUAAAAUUGUUUAGAGGCUAUGAAAACGCACUGUAAUUGAAAUCGAAUAAAUUAAUACAACUUAUUUGAAAUAUGAAUACAUUAAA